CCAGGCAUUGGCAACCCAACAAAUCUUUGUACAGUUUGAAGUUAGCUGAGUGGACUUUGCUAAGUGCUUAACAAGCUUUGAGCACCUUCUGUCAUGGCUUCCUCCAAAAAAAAUGAUGUCAUUUGAGGAAGGCAAUGAGAAAUUCUUAUGGAAGAACCACAGAUCUCCUCAAGCUUCUUUCUCUAGAGUAGUAUCCUUCAAAGGGGCUGGGCAACUUCCGUACAGAGGGCAACCACAGCAACCAGAAGCUACUGGUUUGGGAGAUUAUGGUGCUGGCAGAUAUGGAGAACCUAGCCAGCUGCCAUAUGGUGUUCAACCUGCUGGUCUUGGAGUGGAAGGUAAACCAGGACCAUUUGGUGGGCCACAAGUAGGAUAUGAAUCCCAGCCUGCCCAGGCAAUAGGGCUGGAUGGCAAUGGAAAUGGACUAGGAUAUUUGAACAGUAGAAACCUUCAAGCUAAUGGACUGGGGGCAGGUGCAUAUGGCCCUCUUGCUGCAGGGCAAGCACCAGGAGGAUACGGCGGUCUGCUAGGCCCUGGACAGCCAUUAGGAGGAUAUAGAGGGAAAGAAUCAAAGUAUGGAAUGAAUGGAUACCUGGGAAAUGGCUAUAGAGUUCGCUGCCCUUCUGGAAAAUGCUGAAAGACAAUACUGCUCUAUGGAACUUCUUAUAGCAAGAUCUGGCAUCUGGACAAUCUUUGGUGCUAAUUUUGAAGACCAACAACUAAGUUUUCCCAUAUAAAUGAUUGUGUCUUUUUCCUUCUGUGUAGUUUAUUUUGUCAUUAGAAAUGUUUCAUUUUAAAAAAGAAUGAAGAACAUUGCAUGUUAGUUUUUAAAGCUUUGGACAACCAUAUUUUCCAAGAGCUCAUAGUAUGUCUGUGACCAGUACUACAUAAAGAAUGUGAGAAGCUAGAAAAUGCUUUUGUUUUUUUUCCCCAAGACAUACCUUAUGAAUUCAACAAAUUAGGAAGCUGUCUAGAGAUGUUUUUCAUUUAAUUAUGUUUCUGGAGGCCCAGACACCAAUGUCUUUUCACGU
Python bivittatus (Burmese python) is the source of this 1031-nucleotide messenger RNA. Lineage: Eukaryota; Metazoa; Chordata; Lepidosauria; Squamata; Pythonidae. The record is from RefSeq and is a predicted model, not a curated record.